Molecule: messenger RNA, 1092 nt
Organism: Lobosporangium transversale
Lineage: Eukaryota; Fungi; Mortierellomycota; Mortierellomycetes; Mortierellales; Mortierellaceae
Exons: 1
Coding region: 1-1092 (363 amino acids)
Source: RefSeq, a predicted model, not a curated record
AUGAGGUACUUUGAAGGAACUGCAUUCAUCGUCUAUGGCCCAUCCUUUGUCAAAGACACGAUAUCGACUCAAAGUCAGGAGCAGCAGAUUUCAUAUUGCAACCAUGUACACCAUGUCCAUGCUCAACAUGAACACAAGCAAAUGAAAGAGAAUGCUAAUGCCAAUGCCAAUGCCAGUGAAACAACAUUUUCUUUGCACUCGCAACAAUGUCCGGAUUUUAUAGCAACCUUUCGGCCUAGACUCAGCUUAAUGCUACAAGAACAGCAAGGAAAAGAGGAAGAAGACAAAAGCCUCACUGAGCUCGACGAUAGGGGGCUCAAUAAUAAUCAGGCUUUCCAACAGGGAAAGGAACAGCAGCAGCGUAUGAGGAAAGGUCAUAAUCAGGACGAUCAACAGCGGGAAGAAUUGACAACUGAUAAGAUGUUUAUACUCACGGGGACGCCCCAUCCUUGGGGCAGCUACCCUCAUGACAUAUCUCCACCUCAUGGAUGUAUCCCGCCUCAUCUUUAUUAUCAAGUAUCAAUCAUGGAGUAUGAUCAAUCCUCUAAUUUCUCAUGUCGAAAUAGUCAAAAUAUUCAAGAAGAAAGGGAAAGAGGACCAAGGGAUCUAGAGUCAAAUAAAGGGUCAACUACAGAUUUAAAUCCAGGAGACAGAGGUGGAAUGUUUGAGAAUAAGUGGAUCAUCCCCUUCGUUCAUCGCUUCGGAGACGGUCAAGAUGACGCUGGUGGGUUGACCAGCUCGUAUCAAGCACUAGAGCAUUCCGAGGAUGGAGUAGACGAUUAUGGUGCUUUUAUGGAAUACAGAGUGGCAACAGCCACAGCAGCAAGAUCCUGUUCUCUUUAUGCAUCCACAGAUGUGUUAAUUUCAGAACAGAGAGUAACGGAGGUGAUCGAACGCGAAUUCUUUAGCCAAGGUUCGGUUGAAGCAUCAUCAACAACAGCGGCAACACCUACAAAAAUAGCGAGCAUUACAACAACGCAUGAACUGCUGGAGCCUUUAAAACGUCAGCUGGCAUACUGUUACAAAUCAAAACAACUACCCCCAUUUGUCGUGCUACAAUCAGAUUUGAAGCUAAUUUUACCAGAUCAAUAG